AUGGACGCCAAAAUCGCGCAGAAGAGGCAAACAGGUUCUACUGCUCGUAUGACAGUCCUGUGUGGUGUAACAGUGUGCGUGGUUUGUGGCAUAUUUCUGCUAUUCAACUACUUUCUCGUGAAUCAGCGCAUUUCCAUGCUAGAAGAGAGGUUGGACAGACUGCAGAGGCGUGGAAAGCCAAACACUAACAUUUCAUUACAGAGGAACGUCCGUGAAAGAAGAUCUCUGCAGGAUGAUACACGAUUAGAGAUGGCAGAUUUGGAUUUGCAAAACAGUCUGAACAAUGCCGAGAAAGAAAGGUAACUUUAAAGGUGGUCUUUUCCUUUCAUAUUUUCAAUGAGUUGUCAUAAAGCUUCUUCCCCCAUAAAGGUGAUACUUGUGCCACGUUUUUCGUUCAGUUGGCUAGAUAGAUCUAUAGCUGGAGAAACCAAUGAAGGCUAAAGGACAGCAAAUGUAGUACAAGUCAGUUCCAAAUUAACCUUAACCCUUUCAGCCCUAAGAGUGAUCAGCAUCAAAUUUCUCCUUGUAACAUCAAUGCUUUGUAAAAGAGUGAUCAUGGGAAUUACGGACAUGAUCACACAAGAUGGAUUUGCUUGAUAUUUCAUCAACUUCUCCCCACUACUUCUGUAGGAAAUGAAUAGGGGCAACAAAUGAGAAUUCAAAUUUGGAUCUUAGGGUUUAAAGGGUUAACUUGACGAAUCUCUAAAGAUAGACGUUAAGGGAUAGUUCCCGUAGUGGUACUCAGUUCCCAAAUCUCGAAGAAUUUGUGCAUUUGUUCCCUCACAAUCCAGGAGUAACCAAGUGAUUAAAUUUGCAUUCCAACAUUGCCCCUGCAUAAAUUGCAGCCAUCAAUUCAUGACCACCUAACUUAAUUCAAUAUCGGCAAAUGUCGCAUAUUUAUUACUGUCUCAUGCAUUCUUUGUCCUAUAACGAAUCAAUUUAAUUUUCAUUGACAGGCUCGACCAAGCAAAUGAACCAACUUCACUCCCAACUCCGCCUAAGGACUGGUGGUUCCUAGCGUUCCUUCGAGGUAUACAUUACCAGCGACUAUACGUCGUUAACCCUUCCUAUUCCAAAGGGAGCUAAACUAAACAUUCAGAAACAAUUUUGCAAUUUGGUUCGUAAAAUGAUGAAAAAAAAAAGGAGCACCGUGUGAAAAACUACUGAAGUGAUUUCAAUUGAGUAGUCACACCGAAGGAUUUGGUCCUCGACUCAAAAGUUAGAGCAACUUGACUGAACUCUAUCUUUCACUCUUUCAAAUGGUUAUAUUAAGAGAGAAUUUUCGACUUAAUUUAGUUGUUAAUGUUUUAGCACAAACACCCUGCUAUCAGAGCCUUUCUCUCACUUGUUCGAUUGUGGCGUACUGAAGAAAGACUCUUCAAGAAUCGAGUAAGAUCUUUGUUACGCAUGCGCUGUAUGUUGCUAGGAUACAGUUUCAAACCCAGGCCUCAUGGCCGUGUGCUUGGUAAGGCGGGCUCAGUUAACAGCUGUAGAUCCGUCCGGUUAUCAAUAAACGGAUGCUCGCACUCGGAAAACCAGUUUGACGAGAGAAAAACAAGAUUGGCUAGUCCAGAAGUUUGACCUUCAGCGACUUCAAAGCCUUGACCCAAUUCAGGCACUCCUUCUUGAUCAACAAGAAGACAAAGGAGACUCUGCUCACAGGUUGCAGCACGAAGCACUAAUGAACACUUUAAGCCCUAAUAGUGAUGGGUGUCACAUUUUUCUUUGUAAUAUCACAGCUUAAUAAAACAGAGUUGUCAUGAGAAUUAAGGACAUGAUCACACAAGAUGAAUCUAAUUGAUACUUCAACAAAUUCUCCCCCCUACUUCUAUUGAAAACGUAUAGGGAUAAUAAAUGAGAAUUUGAAUUUUCAUGUUAGGGUUGAAAGGGUUAAGAUAAAAUUGAAGAGCAGAGAGCCCCUGUGGGGCUAAUGCAUUCUAAGCAACGUUUACGGGAGUUUUAAAUCUGCAAAUAAUAUUCAUGACAUUUGUUUGAUUUAAAACGAUUUCCAUUUUAAAUUUCUUCUUCAAACUUAAAGGAAGAGAUGGCCGUGAUGGCAGAGAAGGCCCCGCAGGACCACCCGGGCCACCUGGGCCUCCUGGACCCGCUGGAGAACGCGGUCCCGCUGGAAAAGACGGUGAAGCAGGCACCCCGGGAACACGCGGAAAAAAAGGCGACCCCGGGACGCCUGGAAAACAAGGUCCCCGAGGGAUUAAAGGUACGCUAAUUUAA
Porites evermanni is the source of this 2232-nucleotide messenger RNA. NCBI's taxonomy places the organism in Eukaryota, Metazoa, Cnidaria, Anthozoa, Scleractinia, Poritidae. The record is from the annotation of a GenBank genome assembly.